Messenger RNA from Populus euphratica (Euphrates poplar), 1939 nucleotides. Its product is annotated as pentatricopeptide repeat-containing protein At5g66520. Lineage: Eukaryota; Viridiplantae; Streptophyta; Magnoliopsida; Malpighiales; Salicaceae. The transcript has a single exon. The coding region runs from base 115 to 1674 and encodes 519 amino acids. The record is from RefSeq and is a predicted model, not a curated record. Gene Ontology annotation, biological process: RNA modification. Gene Ontology annotation, molecular function: RNA binding; protein binding.
GUCAUCCUCGCGUAGCUGGAGAUAUUUUUAAGUUUCAGCUAGUUGUAGAAGACAACUUCAUCCUUGACUAGCUGCUUAAAGAACCUCGUCAUUAUCAUCCAUUACGGCUACCUCAUGGCCUCAUUUCUAACAAGAUCUCCUCUUCCCAUGGACAGAAAUCUACUUACAACUUCAACUAGAACACCAACUACCAUUAUCUCACUUAGAACGUGCCACGACAUACAGGAAGUGAAACAAUUACAUGCCCGCUUUGUUGUGUCGGGACUCCUUGGUUAUCAUCCUUUAUGUGCCAGGAGGCUCCUCGAGGCUUAUGUUACCAAGUCACAGAUUUAUUAUGCCGUUUCGAUCUUUGAGAGAAUACCUUCUCCUGAUGUGUUUGUUUAUAACACCAUGAUUAGAGGCCUAACAAUGGGUAAGUUUCUUCAUGAUUCUUUGUUACUGUAUAAAGAAUUCCUGUUUGGGUACCUUGUACCAGACAACUUCACUUACACCUUUGUCCUUAAAGCAUGCUCCCAUUUGAAAGCUCCUUUUGAAGGUAAACAAGUGCAUUGCCAGAUUAUUAAGGCAGGAAUAGUACCAGAUACUCAUAUCCAUAGCUCCUUAAUUCAUAUGUACACUAAUUCAGGAAGCAUAGACGAUGCAGAACGUGUUCUUGGAGAAUUCUCGGAAGAGAACACACUUGCUAAGAAUGCCUUGAUUUCAGGUUACUUGACCGAGGGUCGUGUAGACAAGGCUAGAAAAAUGUUUGAUGACAUGGCAGCGAAAGAUGCAGCAUCUUGGAGUGCAUUAAUAACGGGAUAUACAAAGAAUGGUAUGCACACUGAGGCAUUAGCUCUUUUUCAAGACAUGAUGGUUUCACACAUCCUGCCAAAUGAAGCAGCACUGGUGAGCCUGCUCUCUGCCUGUGGACAAUUAGGAACAUUGCAUCAGGGAAGAUGGAUACAUGCGUACAUUGAUAAAACUAGAGUUUUAAUGAGCACUAAACUCACCACUGCUCUCAUCGAUAUGUAUGCCAAGAGUGGAAGCAUUGAGUGUGGCUAUGGAUUAUUUCAGAAAAUGGCCUGGAGAGACGUUGUAUCUUGGGGAGUUAUGAUUUCAGCUUUUGCCAUCUAUGGCCAUGCUAGCAAAUGUUUUCAACUGUUUGAUGAGAUGCUUGCUGAUGGGAUCCGUCCAAAUAAAGUCAUAUUUGUGGCCAUACUUUCAGCCUGCUCUCAUGCUGGUCGUGUUGAAGAAGGACGACAAUAUUUCAGUCAAAUGGAACAUGAUUUCGGAAUAAAACCAUCUAUUGAACAUUAUGGAUGCAUGGUAGACCUCCUUGGCCGUGCCGGGCUCCUGGCAGACGCAGAAGAACUAAUCCUUUCAAUGCCAGAACAGCCUAAUUCGAUCAUCUGGGGUUCAUUGCUAAGUGCUUGUAGAACUCAUAAUGACCUCAAGAGAGGGACUUGGGCCUUUGAGAACUUGAUGGAGCUUGAGCCGACAUCAGGGGACCGGUACAAGUUAGCAGGGCUCAUGUUUGCUAAUGCAGGAGAGAAGGAAGAAGCUACUAAGAUAAGGAAGAUGAUCCAUGAGAAAGACAUGGAGACAACUUGUGGAUCUAGUUUCAUUGAGGUGGAAGGCGCGGUCCAUGAGUUCACAGUGGGGUAUACUGCUCAUAAUAAAGCAAGAGACAUAUGAAAUACUGCAAGGUGUCUAUACAGUUCGAGACUGCUAAUGAUUUUUCUUCCAAGUCUGCAUACAGAGCAAAACAAAGAGGGCAAGAGGACAUAGAUUCAUGCCUUUUGUUUCGUGGAUAUUGGGCAUUAUCCAUUCCAUUACCUCCACGUUACUUGUUCUUAAUCAAUUCAAUAUGAAAGGCAAGUUGGAACAAAGAAACUGUGAAUCAUGCCCACUUCAUCACAAACUAGAGUUAAUAAACUGACUUCCAAGUUCAUGUUUCCAA